This is a messenger RNA of Triplophysa rosa, 2737 nucleotides long. It is a transcript of the gene hsp90b1, whose product is annotated as heat shock protein 90, beta (grp94), member 1. Gene Ontology annotation, molecular function: ATP binding; ATP hydrolysis activity; ATP-dependent protein folding chaperone. Lineage: Eukaryota; Metazoa; Chordata; Actinopteri; Cypriniformes; Nemacheilidae. Gene Ontology annotation, biological process: protein folding. The coding region runs from base 103 to 2499 and encodes 798 amino acids. The transcript has 18 exons. The record is from RefSeq and is a predicted model, not a curated record.
CACGCACUGCAAGUUCAUUGAGGCGUGGGCAACGUUGUAUCAAGUUCAAGGCGUGAAUCUCCAAUUUCGGCUCGUUCUUAAGCCAUUUUUGUCUCAAAAGCAAUGAGGCGACUGUGGAUCAUCGGUCUCAUCUGUGCACUUCUUGCAUUCACCUCUGUGAAAGCUGAUGAUGAUGUUGACAUUGAAGGCACAGUGGAAGAGGACCUAGGAAAGAGCCGUGAUGGAUCCCGCACAGACGACGAGGCUGUUCAGAGGGAGGAAGAGGCCAUCCAGCUAGAUGGACUAAACGCUUCACAAAUUAAAGAAAUUCGAGAGAAGGCAGAAAAGCAUGUGUUCCAGGCGGAAGUGAACAGGAUGAUGAAAUUGAUCAUCAAUUCUCUGUAUAAGAACAAGGAGAUCUUCCUUCGAGAGUUGAUCUCUAAUGCUUCCGAUGCCUUGGAUAAGAUCCGCUUGCUGUCCCUGACCAAUGAAGACGCCCUUGCUGGAAAUGAAGAGCUAAUUAUUAAAAUCAAGUCUGACAAAGAGAAGAACAUGCUUCACAUCACUGACACUGGAAUUGGCAUGACCAAAGAGGAACUGGUGAAGAACCUCGGUACCAUCGCCAAGUCUGGAACCAGCGAGUUCCUCAACAAGAUGACCGAAGUGCAGGAUGAUAGUCAGUCCACCUCUGAGCUCAUUGGCCAGUUUGGUGUGGGCUUCUAUUCCGCCUUCCUUGUAGCUGAUAAAGUCAUUGUCACAUCCAAGCACAACAACGGCACUCAGCACAUCUGGGAGUCUGAUUCCAAUGAGUUCUCCGUCAUCGAGGAUCCCCGUGGAGACACCCUGGGCAGAGGCACCACUAUUACGUUGGUGAUGAAAGAGGAAGCUUCAGACUAUCUUGAGCUGGAGACCAUUAAGAACCUAGUGAAGAAGUAUUCUCAGUUCAUCAACUUCCCCAUUUAUGUAUGGACCAGCAAGACUGAGACUGUCGAGGAGCCCAUAGAGGAGGAGGAGGCGGCUGAGGCGGAGAAGGAAGAUGCCACCGAAGAUGAAGCUGAGGUUGAGGAAGAAGAGGAAGACAAGGACAAACCAAAGACCAAGAAGGUGGAGAAGACCGUUUGGGAUUGGGAGCUGAUGAAUGACAUCAAGCCCAUCUGGCAGAGGCAUGCCAAGGAAGUUGAGGAAGAUGAAUACAAAGCCUUCUACAAGACCUUCUCCAGGGACACGGAUGAGCCCAUGUCACACAUCCACUUCACCGCUGAAGGCGAGGUCACCUUCAAGUCCAUCCUCUUUGUUCCUGCAUCUGCACCACGAGGCCUUUUCGACGAAUAUGGUACAAAGAAGAACGACUUCAUCAAGCUCUUCGUUCGAAGAGUCUUCAUCACAGAUGACUUCCAUGACAUGAUGCCCAAGUACCUCAACUUCGUCAGAGGCGUUGUGGACUCUGAUGAUCUGCCUCUGAACGUGUCCAGAGAGACUCUACAGCAACACAAACUGCUCAAGGUUAUUCGUAAGAAGCUGGUGCGCAAGACCUUGGACAUGAUCAAGAAGAUCGCAGAGGAGCAGUACAACGAUAAAUUCUGGAAGGAGUUCGGCACCAACAUCAAGCUGGGAGUUAUUGAGGAUCACUCCAACCGAACCCGCCUGGCCAAGCUGCUCCGCUUCCAGACCUCCCACAGCGAGACCGUUCUGUCCAGCCUGGAGCAGUAUGUGGAGAGAAUGAAGGAGAAACAGGACAAGAUCUACUUCAUGGCUGGAACCAGCAGGAAGGAGGCCGAGUCUUCUCCGUUCGUCGAGAAACUUCUGAAGAAAGGACAUGAGGUCGUCUAUCUAACCGAGCCUGUGGACGAGUACUGCAUCCAGGCCCUCCCUGAGUUCGAAGGCAAGCGUUUCCAGAACGUGGCGAAGGAAGGAGUGAAGUUCGACGAGAGCGAGAAGGUCAAAGAGAAGAGGGAAGCCCUGGAGAAAGAGUUUGAACCCCUCACCACAUGGAUGAAAGACCGUGCCCUGAAGGACAAAAUUGAAAAAGCUGUUUUGUCUCAGAGGCUGACCAACUCUCCCUGUGCUCUGGUCGCCAGUCAGUACGGAUGGUCAGGCAACAUGGAACGAAUCAUGAAGGCCCAGGCUUACCAAACAGGGAAAGACAUUUCCACAAAUUAUUAUGCAAGUCAAAAGAAGACGUUAGAAAUCAACCCCAAACAUCCUCUCAUUAAAGAAAUGUUAAAGAGAGUCAACACUGAUGCUGAAGACCAGACAACUUCAGAUUUGGCCGUUGUGCUCUUCGAGACCUCCACGAUGCGUUCCGGUUACCAGCUCACAGACACCAAAGCCUACGGAGACAUAAUAGAGCGUAUGCUCCGGCUCAGCAUGAACGUAGACCUCAGCGAACAGGUUGAGGAAGAACUAGAGGAGGAAGCUGAGGAACCAGCUGAAGAUGCAGAGGCUGAGGAUGAAGAGGAGGUCCAGGCAGAUGAUGAUGCAGAGGAAGAAUCUGAUUCAACGGGCAAAGACGAGUUGUAAAGCUGUUUGAUGGGAGGGGACGGGGCUUUGGACUGAUGCAGAGUGAAGAUGACAACAUUCUGGUUCUCUCUGUAUGGGUGGGUUGGGGGAAUGGGGGCUGGGUUUUUUUUAAGGCGCUGCUUUUGUUUGGUUUUUUUUUUACAUUCCUCCAUGAUUGUAAAUUUGUUAAUAUUUAACUGACCCAGUUGUGGAGUGCUGACUCCUGUCCACAGAACCAUUAAAUGUUUCCGGAAAGGGA